This is a messenger RNA of Linepithema humile (Argentine ant), 2807 nucleotides long. Its product is annotated as CLK4-associating serine/arginine rich protein. The record is from RefSeq and is a predicted model, not a curated record. Lineage: Eukaryota; Metazoa; Arthropoda; Insecta; Hymenoptera; Formicidae.
GUCCGCAAAGCAACAUGUCCACCUCGCGGGAGAAGAAAGCGUGUCAAUUACUAGUGGUUCAAUUUUUUAGCCCCUUUGACCGGACGAAUGGCACCCACGUCUAGUUAAUUGCGGGAAAUCGAUCAUUGGCGGAAAAUGAGUUUUUCCGUAAAGAAAACUGGUGGCAGGAUGUGGCACGAGGCACGCAAGCAGGAGAAGAAAAUUCGCGGGAUGCUGGUUGACUAUCGUCGUAGAGCGGAACGUAGACGGGACUAUUAUGAGAAAAUCAAAUCAGAUCCUACACAGUUUCUUCAAUUACAUGGUAGACCGUGCAAAAUACACUUGGAUCCGGCAAUUGCUGCAGCAGGUGACAGUCCCGCAAACAUGAUGCCAUGGCAGGGGAAUGAGGACAAUCUUAUAGAUCGCUUUGACGUACGAGCGCAUCUCGAUUGGAUACCAGAAGCAUCUGAUACUAUUGACGUUGAUAUUGCUUUGACAAGCGAAGAUAGACAUAUCAACUAUGAACGCUACCGCAUAAUUGUACAAAAUGAAUUUCUAGGUGUGACUGAAGAAAAAUUUCUUCAUCAAAUACAUUUGGAAGAGCAAUUUGGUUCUACAAAAUUAGAUUCUGCAAAAGAUAAGAAAAAAUCUGCUAAUAACGCUGCCAUCGGAUAUAAUUACGAAACCGAAGAGCCAAUACCUGAGCCAGUUAAGCCAGUAGAUCCAGUUGUGACUGAAGAAAAGGGAGACGAUGAAGAUAGCGAUAUAGAUUUAGAUAUAUGUGUGGAUGUGUCGCAAAUAGAACCAUCUCAGGCACACGAAAUGAAUCUGACAGCUCAAAAAUAUGGACUUUUAGGUGCUGACUACUUUAGCUUUUUGACACAAGAUUUCGAAGAAGCUGAAACUUUGCGACAAGCUCGGAAGCAAGAGGAGGAGAAAGCUAUGUACUCGGGUCGACGAUCGCGCAGAGAGCGACGUGCGUUCAGGGAAAAGAAAAUGAUUGGUCGCAUUAUGAGUCCGCCUAGUUAUGCGGCCAGAGAAAGCCCAGAAUAUAAUCCAUAUAGAAAGUCCUCUUCUAAAUCAAGAUCGCGGUCCGCAUCGCCUGUAAAUACUGGACAGAUUACUUACAUCACAAGCUUCGGCGGGGAAGAAGAAACUCACAGUAGCACAUCACACGUAUCUUCGUCGAAUUCAAGGAAAGUCAAUUAUUCGUACCUUAGACGACGAAGAUCGGACAGUCCUACUUUCAAUGAAAGAACCGUCAAUAAGAAAAUGUCGAAAUCUAGAUCGAGAAGUUGUUCACGUUCUGUUAGCAGGACUAAAUCUUAUAGAACACGCGAUAGGAAGCGAAGUGGAUCUAGAAUAAGAUCUAGAAGAACACGCUCGAGACCUCGAAAGUACACAAGAUCCCGAACAAGAAGCCGAUCCAGACGUUCACGAACGCGAAGUAAAUCACGAUCGCGUUGUAGAAGUGUCAGUAGAUCGCGAUCGCGUUCAGUUUCUCGGUCUAGAACCAGAUCCAGGUCUCGUUCGCGUUUAAAAAGAUCAAGAAGUUCAUCUUCGAGCAGUGUAUCGAAAUCAAGAUCGAGAUCCAAAUCGCGUAAUAGAAGCCACUCGAGAGACAGUUAUCGGAAACGACGCUAUUCACCGUCCAAGUCAAAGUCAAAGUCUCGCUCGAGGUCGAAGUCUCCGACAAAAUCUAGGUCAAGAUCGAGAAGUCAAUCUAGCUGUAAGCGAUCGCGAAGCGACGAAAAUAAGACGCCAGCACUGCCAAGGUAUUACGGACGACGUGGAAAAUCGUCGAGUCUUGAAUUAGAAUUGUCCGAUAAUGAAGAAAAAUCCAGUGCAACUACAGCGAGGACAUCAAUUAACACAAGCACGAACAAGCCAAAAGCAGGGUUAAGUACAAAUUCUGGUGGCGGACACAAAUCACUGAAAAUCACACCUCAGGAGCGGCUUAAGAAGAAAAUGCAGGCUCUGUUGAAUAGACAAUAUAAAGCUGAUAAGAAAGCUGAGCAAUUAAGAAUUGAAAAAAUGGAGCAACAGAGACAAGAUCGGGAGGAUGAGAUUCGAGAAAUGUCUUUGAAACUGCGCAGAAAACAGAGAGAGCGAAGGCAUCGUUACGAAGGCCACAGUUCGGACACGCGUUCUUCUGUAUCUCGCACACCAAGCCCGAGUCGUAGCCCGAGACAUCAUGUCGUGCGUCGCGAGAGGCGAGAUUUGGACGGCGAUCGCGAACGAGAUAGAGAAAGAGAUCGACGCGACGAUCGCGACCGGAGUAGAACGGAAUCGCGUAGAAAAUACAGAGACUCACCGCUUCGCUCAUUAAGUCCAAGGAGCAGUCGAGGCCUAGUCGACUAUUGACUUCAGGACGCAUGUUUAAUCUUCCAUCCAAAUAAUUUGAAACAGACAUUUUGGAUACUUCCUGUUCAACUGCAUUCCUUCCUUAAAAUGUUGUUGACGUCUUUUGAAGUCACAUAUUAAAAGAAAAAUACAUAAAACCACAAGAUUAACUGUUUCUAAAAUGCGUCACAAAUUAGCGUGAUCUUAAUCCGCUUUAUAAUAUAUCAAACAAAUAGAAGUACUUGUAUAAGCGCAAUAUUUCUCCAGCACGAAUGUAUUCGCGAUGCAUGUAUAAGAAUUAGCAUAAUUAAUAUUAUUGCGAGAAUGUUUAUAACUUUUAUUUCACGCAAAGAAAGAGUACGCUCUUCUUGUAUCGAAAAUAUGUUACUGUUGUAUUUUAGAAUUGAGUACACUUCGCUAAUAAAUAUAUUGUUGAUUAGAUAAUUAUUCAAUAAUAAAGAUGCUCAUUGCCUAACAGGGGAAAA